Anthonomus grandis grandis is the source of this 1194-nucleotide messenger RNA. RefSeq lists its product as uncharacterized. Lineage: Eukaryota; Metazoa; Arthropoda; Insecta; Coleoptera; Curculionidae. The transcript has 2 exons. The record is from RefSeq and is a predicted model, not a curated record. The coding region runs from base 186 to 629 and encodes 147 amino acids.
UUCAUAGCGAUAUGCCCUAAUUUGCCAACGCUAUAUUAGUAUUCACCAAAUUUCGCAGACUCUUGGAGACGACAAAUCUAAAGCACUGCGAGGUUUCCACGCUUUUUCGGGUAGUGAUUUCACUUCCUUUUUUUGUGGCAGGGGCAAGCGUUCUGCAUGGGCAGCAUGGGACGAAUCUUUCACUAAUGCCUUUAAGGAGAUUUCCAACCCACAAACCGAAAUUUACCAUAAAACUGUAUGGCGAUUCACGUCCAGGUAUAAAUGAGGUGAGAAAGCAGAUGUUUGCUUCAGACGGUAAACACCUAGCUUCAAUUCCUCUUACAUGCGCUGCAUUGGAGGAGCACAUAAAGAGAGCAGCGUAUGUCGCUGGUCACAUCUGGGGCUGUGCAAAUCUUGUAAGGAAAAAUUGCACAAGUCCUGAAGGAUGGGGAUGGACUCUCGAUCUUGAGGUCAAUCAUUGGAAGGUUUUGUGGUCCAAGUUGCCACAGGUUUGGAAGGCAGUUCGUGCUUUAGAUAGAUGUGGCUGCGUGACAGGCUGCGAGACACUUCGGUGCAGCUGCCGGCGACAGGGACUGCCAUCUUCCCCUGCAUCCCAACAAUGUAUGGGGGAUUGCUCAAAUAAAGGGUAAAUUUAUUGAAUAUUUCCGAUACAAUCUACUACCGAACUUCCUAUAUUUAUUUUUAUGUGCAAUUUGUUUUAGUGGGAAUAACGCCGAAAAAGACAGGGACGUACUUGGCUAUAGCUCAUAGUUUAGUAGUUUAUAAUUUAGAUACUUCAUAUUUCUGUACCUACAUUUUUAUACUGUCCCUUAUAUUUAGUUUUUAUAUUAAACCUUAUAUUUUUGUUUUAUUUGUUGCUGUUGUUUAUUUUUAUUUGUUAAUGUGUAUUUUUACGUUGUUUUUAUGGGAUAAAAAAAAUACAUAAAUAUAUAUAUAAUAAAAUAUUAUUACAGUCUUUCACAUAUACACUUUCGAUACCCGCGGGCUAUUUCCAAUAUUAUAAAUGAACUCCUUGACCCGGAAAACAUAAGUUUAGACACCUUACACGACCCGGUUUUGGUUAAAGACAAAAUUCAAUCAAAAGUCAGCAAUUUUUUAAAAAUGGCGGCUUUUGACAGACUUUCAGUAUCUGCAUUACAUUUUUGGCAAGACCAUUAAAUUGCUUGGGUCCAAAUUAUAUGAAAUUGACACCCA